UUCAUUUCGAUUUCAAUCAAUUUUUUUGUGUUACAUUCUCUCAGUUUUAAUUCUAGUCAUGAAAUCUGAAGAUGAUCAACAAAGCAAUAAUCAUGGUACAAAUUCCAUUUAUAAAGCCAAUAAAUUGACAAGAAAACGUGUGAUGAGACGAAAGAAUGCCGUAAGACGUAUACAAAUUCAUGAUGAAUUUGCCAUUGUCAAUAAUUUCAAUGCUCAUAAUUAUUCGAAUGAAGAAAAUUUUGCCACUUCAAAUAUUGGUUUACCUAAAAAUGAUUUGUAUUCAAUUAGUUCUAGUCAUAAUAAUCAAAACGUCACCAAUUGUCAAUCAUUGAUGUUAAAUGCCAAUAAUAAUUUAAUCAAUCAAAUUGCACAAAAUGCAAAUAAUCCACAAUCAUUUGUUGAUCGUUUAUUAUUCGACGAAGAAUUCAAACAACAACAAUAUGGUACUGUGAAAAAUAUACCGAAAACAAUUUCAAUGGGAUUAAAUGUUGUGUUGGAUAUAAUCAAAGAUACAUAUGAACAAAAUCCUAAAAUAUGUAUACGAUCAUUAGAAUCACUUUAUAAUCUAUUACAAGGAUUGAAACCGGAAAGUCUUAAAAAUGAACCACCAUCAAUGAUUGAAAGAUAUUUUCAUCUAAUUGAAUCAAUGAUAACGAUGUCUUAUUCAUCAAUUGGCCGUUCAUUGACAAAUUCCAUACGUUUGAAUGAAAAUUAUCAUUCACAAAUUCUUGAACUUUCAUUAUUAUCAUUGAUAACAUUAUCAAUAGCCAGUGGUGAUACUGGGAAAAUAUUGAAUUGUAUUAAAAUUCUUUUAAUCGAAUGUAAUACUAUUCAGUCUCAUCAUCAUUAUCAUCAACAACAAUCAACAUCGACAACAACAACAACAACAACGGCAACAUCACAAUCUGGAUUUGAAAUUGAAAUACCGGAAAUAAUGAUUUUAUUGAAUAAACAUACAUGUUCAUAUUUAUUGGGUAAACAUAUCGUACCAGAAUGGUCUCAUUAUGGAUUUCCAAUACAAUCAUUAUGUGAAACAUUCCAUAUUAAUUAUGUUUAUCAUCAUCAUCAUCAUCAUCAUCAUAAUCAUUCUCAUCAUCAAAGAAAUUCAAUUAAUAAACAUAAUACAAAUAAAUGUUCCAAAACAUCAUUAACAUUUGAUGGACAACAUCUUUUCCUAUAUCGUUGUAAUCAUAUAUUUAUUAUCGGUUCUGGUUAUAAUUUUACAACUCAGGGACAAGAAAUAUAUUCUAUAACAUUAGACAUAUCAAAUCAAUUGAAAAUGAUUAAUAAUCAUCAUCAUCAUCAUCAUAAUCAGUAUUCAGCAUUACAAAAUCAUGAUCAAUUCAUCACAUCUGGUGAACAAUCAAUGGAUAUGCAAUGUUGUAAUGGUGGUUGGAUUGGCUACAUUAAUGGUGAUCUAUAUGUUAAACCAGAUUCAGAUUGGUCCACACAACAAAUUAUACAGGUAGAUUCACGUUCAUUGAAAUUUAAAAAUAUUAUCACAUUAUUCGGUGAUAAUGGUGAACAACGAAAAACAUCAUCAUCAUCAUCAUCAGCAUUGGAUAUUCAAUUUAAUAAACCAACAUUAGCUGCAACAGAUGGUGAUUAUCUUAUAUUAAUUUCUGUGAUCCAAGAUGAUUAUUUCCACGUACGUGAAUUGAAACCGAUUAAAUCGGCAAAUUUUGGAUCAUCACAACAUAAUACAACAUUCAAUCUUGCAUCUGAAUUUACUGUACGUUUAUCAUCCGUUUGUUAUUCAUAUUGUGGCCAUUCUGUACAUAAUAAUCUACAGAUUCCAUAUCAAAAUUAUAAUAAAAACAACAACAACAACAAAACGGUUAAAAAAUCUUUAAAUGAACUGAUGGCACCAACAUUGAAACUGAUUGAAACGAAUAAUUAUUUUGAAUUGAAAAAUUUAUCAACACUACUAACUGGAAAAGAUUUUGCAUUACUAUUAACGAAUCAAGGAAAAGUAUUCUAUACGGGAAAUUCUCAUAGUCUCGGUAUACGUCAUCUAUAUUCAUAUGAUAAAUGGUCAUUAUUGAAUAUACCGAAACCGGUGAAAAUCACACAGAUUGCAAUCGGUCAUGAUGGUAAUCAUUCUUUAUUAUUAGCUGAUGAUGGUACCAUAUUUUUUGUUGGCAUUGCAAAACGUGGUGAAGAUGGUGAUCAAUCAACACGUAGUGUAUGUCGUUUUAAUUAUAAACCAAAUCGUAUUAAAAAAUUGGCAGCAAAAAUUGAUACGAAUCCAUCAUUCGUUGCAUGUAAUCAUGGAACAAGUGCAAUCAUUACUAAAUCUGGUGAUCUUUAUCUAUUUGGUAAAGAUUCCCAGCAUUCAAACCAGAAAGGUUUAGUGACAAAUCUACCAAAAGAUUUUAAAGUUGAAUCCAUUGUAUUGGGUAAAGCACAUAUGUUGUUGUUAUCUACAAAAGGUCAAGUUGUAACCAGUGGAUUUUCCAACAAAGGCCAAUGUGGUUUUAUCAAUAAUUUUCAACCAUCAUCAUCAUCUGCAUCAUAUCAUCAUCAUCAUCAUCAAAUGAAAUCAAUUUCAAAAUCAUUGAAUGAAGCUUGUUUGAAAACAAGUCUUGAUUCACGAUUACAAACAUUCCAUUCUGGUCAUACUUUCAUAUAUGGAAAAUCACGUCGUUGUAUACGAUGUUUUAAUUGUACUGAAAAUGGUUCAAAAUGUCCACCCUUAUUAUCAAUCGUCAAUGAUGAUGAUGUGAAUAAAGAAGAAUUCUGUAACUGUGGCUAUGGCAAUAGUGGUUGUGUUAAUUGUGGAAUAUGUUCAAUUUGUUCACAAACAUAUUCUAUUUGUCCAAAUAGUAAAACAUCAAUUAAUGAAGAUCAUUUGAUCACGAAAUCAUCACGUAGUUUAUGGAGUUCAAAAUUAAGCAAUUUGGAACUUGUUGAAUCUGAUAUUGAUUGUCAAUCCAAAAUGACUUCAAUAGCACCGACUAUACUGCCAUUUAGUUUGACCAAUACGAUCAUACAAAUUGCUGCCGGCCUUCAUCAUUCAAUUUUGUUGACCAAUAAAAAUGAAGUAUUCACAUUUGGUUCAAAUCAAUUUGGACAACUUGGUGUAGGUGAUUUACAUAAUCGAUUUCAACCUACAAAAGUUGAAUUAGAAUAUGUUUGUCAAGGAUACAUUACACAAAUUGCAGCCGGUUCAAAUCAUUCCAUAUUGCUUACAUCAUUGGGUGAAGUACUGACAUUUGGUAAUAAUCAACAAGGACAACUUGGCCGUCAAUCAUAUGAACUUUGUAAUCUGAAUACAUUUCAAUGGAAUACAUUCCCAGAUCGAAUGGCACGUAUUGGACCAGAAUUUGGAAGAAUAGCCACACAAAUAACGGCUUCAGGUGAUUUUACAUUCAUAAAAUAUGAUGAAAUUCUAUUGAGUUCAGAAAUGUUUGCCAAAACUAAAUUGAUAGCUGAAAAAAAUAAUUUAAUAUUGAUUCCACCGAAUUAUUCAUCCACUAACAUCGAUGUUGUUGAAGGUGAUUGUGAAAUUAAUCAUCAUCAACAAAAAACAUGCCGUCAUUUGUAUUGUUGUCGACAGAACCAAAAUAAUGAUAUCGAUUCAUUGAACAAUUCGACAAUGAACAAAAAUUUAUUCAAUAAUCUUAAUUCAAAUAUAUUGAUUGUAUCACGUAUGAAUGGAACUUGUUCAAUAUUGAAACAACAGCAAUCAACAUCAUAUAAAUCUGGCAUUAUCAUUGAUAACCGAUCAAUCAAUUAUAAUCAAUACUCAUCAAUGUUUGUGGAUAAAUUUUAUCAAAAUUUUUGGACUUUCAAUUCGGAAACGGAUGAAUUUUCCCGUUAUAGUUUAAUUUCAUUGGAAAUUUCAAAGAAAAUUGAAAAAAUUGUUCAAGAUCGUACGAAAACAUCUAUUAAACAUCAUCAUUGUGGAUCGUUACCAACUUCAUUGCUUAAUUUGAAUCGAAUGAAUAACAAUAAUGAUUCAUCGAAUGUACAAUGUAUGAUGAAAUAUAUGCCAUCAGUUAUACAGCCAGAUAUUUCCAUCCCAUUAUCUGAUAAUUGUUUAUUGAAAAAAACAUCUGAACAACUUGCAUUGGAAUUAUUCUCAUCACUGGUAUCAUUAACGCAUACACAUCUAAUGGGAUUGACAGUGGAUGAUAAAUUGAAUCAAAUGACAAAUUUAUGGGCUAUAAAAAAUCUAUCACCUGAAGAAUAUUAUCAAGUUUGUCGUUUCGAAGAUUAUGGUGGUGGUUGGGGUUAUCCCCAAAACAGUAUGGAAGCUAUUCGUUUUUCAACCGAUUGUGAUAUCAUACUUGGUGGUAUUGGCCUAUAUGGUGGUCGUGGUGAAUAUAAUGUACAGAUACGUGUGUUUGAUAUUGGUUUCGAUUCAAGUGAAAUUGAACGUGAUGGUGAUCUUUUGAGUGAAACAGAUAACAUACAUUAUGAAUGUUUACCACGGCAAAAAUAUCAAAUAUUUUUCGAUGAACCAUUAUUAAUACAUGCAAAUCGUUGGUAUGUUAUAUGUGCAACAAUUAAUGGCAGUAGUUCAGAUUGUGGUUCAAAUGGUCAAUCAUUCGUAUGUACAACCGAUCAGGUUAUGUUUCAUUUUAAAUCAUCAAAAUUAUCCAAUAAUGGAACGGAUGUAAAUUCUGGACAAAUACCAACAUUAUUCUAUAAACAACUUAAAACAAAUGAAUUAUCAUCAUCAUCUUAUCAAUAUGGUAGUGGAAUUGGUGCAAAUAAUCCAUUGAAUUUUCCAACAUUGAGUAUCGAUGAUGAAGGUUCACCAUUUACAGUGUCAAAAGAUUUUGUCAUUCGAAUCAAUUCAACAUGUUUGGAUUCAAUUAUUGCUAUUAUCAAACAUCUUUGGAAUCUAUUAAGACAUUCAUUGUUACAUCAAUCAAGAUUUGAUGAAAUUUUUUCAUGUUUUGAUGAUGAAAAAAUUUUGGAGAAAUUUGAUCACAUUAUUGGGCAAAUUCGUCGAAAUCUUUAUGUUGCUUGUUUUGGAUUUGAAUUAUUACGUAUCUAUGUACGGAUAUUAAUGCCUACGAAUAAUGAACAUAACGGUGGUUUUCAACGUAAAACUGGUAAUACGACUAUUAUCAAUGAUCAUUAUCUUCAGUUGCGUAAAUUUCUCCAUUAUAAUUAUGAUGAAUAUAAAAAGAUUGCACAUUCAUUAUACGAUGUUUGUACAUUAUUGAGUGAAAUUCUUCAAAAUCCUAUCGAUUUAUCGGGAUAUUUGACGAAAAAAUUUCAUCAUCAACUUGUCAUCAAUGAUAAUAAUCAUAAUAAAUAUCGUAAUAAUAUGAUUCGUGCUAAAUUAUCUACAUUGAAUAGUAUGGAAAUAUUUUUUCAUAAUGAAUGUUAUCAAACAUUUCAAUCAUGUUCACAAGAAUUUUAUCCAACUGGUCAACUUAAAUGGAGUAUAUUAUGUCAUUUGCUUGCAAUACCAUCAUCAAUCGAUCAUCAAUCAUCAUCAUCAUCGGAUAAAUCGAUCAUUAAACAUUUGCCAUUAUUUCCUGAUAAACAGCUUUAUCUAUUAUCAGCUAUAGCUAAAUCAUUUGGUACAUUAAAUUCCAACAAUCGAUUAACAUCAUUUUUUCCAAUAUUUCGUGGAUCACUAUAUGAUUCAUUUGAAAUGAAUUCUACAAUUGAUAAUCAUCAAAUGGAUUUAAUUUAUCAGAAAAUUGCUGAAAAAUUGACUUAUUUAUAUUCAUUUGAAACAAAUUAUCUUGGUAAUGAUUAUAAUUGUAAAUUUAUUUAUGAAAAAAUGCUUGAAAUUAUUGUGAAACCAUUGCGAUUAUCAAUCGAAUCAUUCAAUAAUGAAUUGAGUGAUACUAUUGCUAUUGUGAAUCAACCAUCAUCACAAUCGAUUAAUAUCGAUAAAUGUCAUAAUAAUGAUAAUUAUCAACAACUAAAUAAUUGUACAGCUGAAAUUCAUGAUUCAUCAUCAAGCUCAAGUUCAUCAUCAUCAUUAACUUCAUCACCAACAUUAUCGUCAAACAUCAAUGAUGAUGAUAAUAAUGAUGAAUGUUUGAAAAAUUUUAAUCUACUUAAUCCGGGUAUUUCGUCUACAUAUCCAAUGAAUACAUCUAUUAUCCAGAUGGAUCCAGAUUCAUUGGAUACAGCAACAACCACUACAACAACAACAACAACAACACAACAACAACGAAAUAUUUAUGAACAAAAACUGGUCAAUUCUAUUUGUGAUUUAAUGCUGAAAUUUAUUAGCGAAUUUCAUGCUUGUACAAUGGGUUUUAUCAGUAUGGAAUCAGAUAAUAAUGAACGAAAAAAUCUGUUUCAACCACAAAAUGAAUUUUCAACACCAUCAAGAUUUUGUCGAAGAUCAUCAACAAAAUGUUGGAAUACUGGUUCUGGAUCACCAGAGGCUAUUUGUUUCUCCAUAAAUAAACCAGAUAUCUACAUAUCUGGCGUAAGAGUAUAUACAUCGACCGUUGCACAAUUUAAAUAUCAGCUACAAUUGUUGGAUCAAGCAUUCGAUGAUAAUCGUAUGGAAAAUAAUUUUAAAUGGAAAAAAAUCGCCACCAUAUCCGGUGUUUAUUAUCAAGAUGAUAAUCAUUGUAAUAAUCGAUUAUUGAAUGAUUUAUGUGAAAUUCGUUUCGAACGUCCAAUACCAUUAUUGGUGAAUGUUAAAUAUGCAUUGGUUUUUAAAAAUCAUAGCCAAUAUUCAUAUAGUGGUGAUAUGGGCCUAGCACAAGUCCGUUGUGAUGAUGAUACCAUAUUUACAUUUAUGGAUUGUUCAUUAAGUAAAAAUGGAACGAAUUUAAAUCGUGGUCAAAUACCACAAAUAUUGUAUUAUAAUGUACCGCCAUCAUCAUCAUCAUUGAAAUCGACAUAUGGACAACAACAUUCAUUCAAUAAUUCAUACAUGUUCAAUGUAAAUGAAGCACAUAAAAGCGUUAUUCUAAUGUUUCUGAUGGCUAUUGAUAAUUGUAAAGAAUUACUUGGAUCAUUAAUUGAAAGUAUUGAAAAUAAAACUACCAAAGAAUCCAUCAUCGAUGGUACGCAUCAAUCAUCGACCUGUGAAUCGGAUGAUAGUGGUUCAAAUGAUGAUAAAUCUUUCAAUAAUAAUCAUAUAUCAUCAACAACAACAACAACAUUUAUUGAUUGGAAAAUUUUAACAUUGUUAAAUCAAAUAUUUGAUUCAAUAUUUUUUCGUGAAUUUCUACCAAUCACAAUGAUUUAUAUGAAAAUGUUAAAAUUUCAUCCAAGUUGUCUGCACAUAUUAGCCAUUUCGUUACGUAAUCUAAUUGAAUUGAUUUCCCGCCUGAAUCGUUUGAUACAUGAACAUUUUGAUCAUAAAAAUUUUCAAAAUCAUCAUCAUGAAUUGAAAAGAAAAUUUCCACGUGAAAAUACUCAUCAUAUAAUUGUUGAAUCCGACCAUCCUUAUAAGUCAGCCACUGUUACUAGUCAUUUGAUUCGUUUUCCACCAAAUAUAAAAUUUAUGACCAUAGAAUUUGAUCGAAAAUGUUGUACUGCACAACCAGAAGAUUAUCUUGAGAUUUACAUACCGAAAGAAUAUCUGCAAAAUUUCAACAUUAAUUUUGAUUAUAAAAAUAAUGAUGAUAAUGAUCGAUCAACAAGUUUAUUAUCACCUAUUUACCAUCGUUUUAGUUGUAAAGAUUUCAAUGAUAUGAAUGAUAAAAUUGAAAAAUCAAAAUUUUCACCAGAAAAAAUUAAAAAUGGUUCUCAUUGUUUAUUUAUACCUGGUAAUGAAAUGACAUUGAUGUUGAAAACAUCAUCCGAUUAUGUACAUUCAUCGAUUGUAGAUUCAAAUUAUGGUUUCAAAGCUGAAAUAAUUGGUUAUGAAUUACCUGGAGUAAAAUCAGUUAAUGAUUUAAUGAAUUUUGAAAAUCUCGAUCAACAUACAAUGUUUUACUAUAUUGAUCAUAUGAUACAAAUGUUUGAAUGUAAUACAAUCAAUUUAUUUGGUUCUAUCAUUGAUUCAUUGAUGAAUUGUUCACCAAUGGAAAUAAUGUUGGAAAAUUCCAUUAUAGAUAAACAUCAAGACAAGCUUAUCGUCAAGAAAUAUUCUGAAUCUGAUUUGAAACAAGCUGAACAAAUUUUCGAAGAAAAUUCCAAUUUACUUCAAAAAGGUUUCGAUAUAGAACCAUCUUUAUUGACAAAAAUCAAAACAAUCGAUGAUCUUUUCGAUAAUAUUCAACCAAAUAUUCAUCCAUUUUUAGAUGAUUUCAUUCAACUGAAUAUUGAUACAUCUGGUGCAAGAUUAGCAUUAUGGUUACAAAAUGAAGCAUUUAUUUUGCCAAAUUCUUGCCUAAUGAAUAUUAUAAUCAAUGAUAAUAAUGAAUAUUGUCAACAAUGUUAUCAAUUGUUAAUUGAAAUGAAUCCGAUGGUGAAUCUUAUGAAAAAAUUAUGUCAUCGUUGUAAUUAUGAAUUGUUUGUCAAAUCAAUAUCACAAUCACAUAUUAAUCAAUGUACUAUAAAAGUUGGUCAAAAAAUUUUAAUCAAAAUUCUUACACGUGAUCAACAUGAAGAAAUUGCUUACGAUCCGAAUGCAUGUAUUGAAAUUCAAGUUCGUUUUAUUUCAUUCAAUUCAUCAUCAUCGUCAUUAUUAAUUGAUGAUACAAUUGUAAAUCAACCAGAAUCAACUGUUUUGCCAAAUGAAUCAACAUCGUCAAUUUCACAAAUUAUUUCACAAAAUCAAUAUCAGAUUACUGUAAAAGAUAAAACAAGAUAUCAUUCAAUAACGAUGAUGAAAAUGUUUGAAAAUUAUUCAUUAGAAGAAUUAAGAAUGGAAUGUCCAGCAGAAUUGUUUCACGGGAAAAAACCCCAAGAUAAAUUGGCUUCAUCAUCCUCUAAUGAUUUAUCGACCAUAACGUUACAAUCAUUUAAUAAUGGUUAUUAUCUGGCUUGUUGGUCUCCUACAUCCAUUGGUUCAUAUCGAAUUGAAAUGAUGGUUGAUGGUGAAAAAAGUGAAAAUUCCGUCAUUAUAAAUGUGAAUAAUUGUGUUGAUGAUUCAAAAUUUUCAUAUAAAAAUAAUAAUGUUCAGCCAAUCAUUCAUCAUCACCAUAAGGAUCAUAAUCGAAUAUCGAAUAGUCAGGAUUUUAAGCUACGAGAAAAUGUCCGAAAUUAUCCAAUGAAACAUUUGAUAAGAAAAUUCAUCUGUUCAGAUAGUGCUGGACUUCGUAUCCGUUCAUUACCAUCAUUACAAUCGGAACAGAUUGGUAUUAUAUCGAUAAAUGGUCUAUUAACAAUUAUUGAUCAAUUAGAAAAUGAUGAUGGCAUUUGGGUUCGAUUAUCAAAUGAAAGUAUACAAGCAUAUUCAACUUCGAAUACAAUAUCAAUUUGUGAUGGUAAUACAGCAACUAAUAAUAAUGCUAUCGCCAUUGUUGGUGGUCAAUUACUUUGCAAAAAUCAAUUAUCGAAUAAUAAUAAUCCAAAAGAUUUCUAUAUGAUUGAUAAUUUUCAAGAAUCAAAAAAUGCUGACGACAAUAAUACAAUGGUAAUGUCAUCAAUAACAAAUAAUAAACAGCAACAACAACAACAAUUUAUUGAUAAUAAUAUGAAACAUUCAUCAGCAACAACAUUUACAAUGCGUACAGAAGCAUGGGCAUUACAAUUUAAUAAACAUUUUAAUCGUACAUUAUUGAUGGCUAUCGAUUCCGAAGAUAAAUUGAAUAAUGAUGAUAUUGAUGUUGAUGAUGGUGGUAGAAACAAAUCUAGAUAUCUAUCAAUUGAAUCAUUAAUUGUACCUGGCUGGUUUCAGGUGAUAAUGUGUGAUAAUAAUGAUGAUGGCCAUAUAAUUCGAAAUUGGCCAUCAUUAGAUGAUAUAUCAAUUAUUAUUGGCAUUAUACCAUUGAAUGAUAUUGUUUAUGCUGUUGAAAUUGUCCAAAAUGAAUUUGGUUACUGGAUACGUUUAUCACAAGAUUCAUUACAAUUAUAUAUGAAUACAUUAUAUCGAUCAUCAUCGGUAUUUGAUAAUAAUUUAGAAGCAUGGUUAUUAUUACAAAGUAUCGAUGGUUUAAUUUAUCUACAAAAUAAUAUUCAACAAAAUUAUCUAACUUCGACCAUCAUGAUUGAUGAACAGAAAGAUUGUAAAAAUGGUGGACAAAAUCAAUGUCAUCAUCAUUAUAGUAAUAAUAAUAAUAAAUAUAAUAAUGAUUCUACGUGUGAUUUACCAAUAAGAAUGGCCAUUUCAAAUCGUUCUGCUCAAUGUAUACGAGCCAUAUUUGCUGCAUUCAUAUGGCAUGAAGGAAUUCUUAAUGAUUUUCUAACGGCUGCUUCGUAUCUAAAAUUUAAUGCUGAUAUUACUAAAGAUUUUAUACGACAAUCAAAUCAAAUUGAUUUGACCAAAGACAAUUCACAACAUCAACAACAACAACAACAACAACCACAAAAUAAUGCAAAGACCAAAAUUAGACGUACCACUGAUCGUGGAUUAAGGGAAAAAAAUGUUGAUCGUCGCCAUCAAAAGAUAAUAUUUCGUCAUUCAGUUGAAGUUAGUCAAUUGAUUAGCCUAUAUCGUACAUCGGAUGUAAAUUCGAAUGUAAAUUUUCUUGAAAAUAAUAAUAAUAUUCAAAAUUCGGUUGAUAAUAAUGAAAAUCAUCACCGAAAUGAUGAUAAUAACAUGAUUAUAGAUGUUAAUGACCAAACACCAACAGUUGAUGAUGAUGAUGACGAUGAUGAACAAACAGGAACCAUACCAGAAAUUCUAAUUAAUCUUUUACAAAUCUGGGAAUUUGUAUCCACCGAAUGUUUGCGGCAAAUUUCAUCCAUAAGAAAUCAUAAAAAUUUGGUUGUGACAUCGAAAUUGACAGAAUUAAAAUUAUUGGUAAAUAAUGAUGAAAAACCCGAUGAAGAUAAAUAUUCGAAGCAACAAUUAUACAAUAGACAAAGUGAUGAUCUAUUAAUCACUACCCAAACGCACAAACAACAAUGUGAAUGUGAUGAAACAACCAGUAUGGAUUUGAAUAAAAAUUCUCAAAAUGAUAUGAAACAAGAUACUGUUAUAUGGGCCAAACAAACGACCGAUAAUCUUUAUCAAUCAUUAAUGGCCAAUGUCGAUUUUCUACUAUCGUUAACGCCAUCUAAUGAUGAAAACACAUCGGCUACAGCGAUGGGUAUGGAUAAAAUUCCAUUAGCAACGGAAAUUUUAAAUCGAAAUUUAUUCGAUCAAUUUACCGUAAUCACCAAUACUAUUUUACCCAUUCAUCUAUUAAAUGAUCGCAGUAUACGAAAAUCUAUUUAUGAACAACGAUUAGCCGAAGAGAAUCGAUUAUCGGAUUUAGCAAUAAUUUGUGAUGAUGAUGAUGAUCAUCAACAUUUGCUAUCGCCAGAUAUUUGUAGUUUUGAUAAUUUUGGCAAUAAUGAAUCAAUUCAUUCUCAUCAUCAACCAGCUCAAAUGAAAAAGAAAAAACCGAUAAAAUUUUAUCGUUCAAUAUCUGUUGGUAUGAAUGAUCAACAUGGUCAAAAUUAUGGUCUGAAUAAAUGUCAUUUAGUUGUAAAACCAGCUGAUUAUGAUCAAACGAAUUCAUCAUCAUCCUCAGAUUUGGUGGCAAAAAAAUCAAUUAAAAGUAAUGAAACAUUAUGUUUGGAUUCAAAACAACAAAAGAUCAAUAUGCCAUUCUUAUGUAAACCAUCGUCAAAAUUAAUUGAUUUGAUUGCUAAAUUUCAACCAAAAAUGGAAAGUGAAUCACAACAACAACAAUUAAUUUGUUCAGAUGUCAUAAAAUUCAUAUUCACUUGCAGCAAUAUUGAUUCAUAUAAUUUAUUAGUGAAAUAUUCGUUGUGUUCAUCAGCAUAUCGUUCAUUAGCACUUGCCAUAAUUAAUUGGCUAUUGAUUAAUGCAUCAAAUUUACAUUCAAUUCAUGAUCUUAUGUGGAUUUUUGUUAAUUCUUUAUUGCCCAAAGAUGAUUCUGAAACAUUUCCGGAUAAUAAUAAUGAUGAUGUGGCCAACAACAUUGAUAAGAAUGGAAAAUGUAAAUCAUUGAAAUCCUAUGGAAAUCAUGAUGAUGUUUGUCGUCAUCCAUUCGAUAAUCUGAAAAUGGCUGGUGAAUUGGCCAAUCAUUGGAUCAGUGAAUCAUUACAUCGAUUGAUGAGAUCAAUUUCUAAUCUAUUGCCAUUAUUACCAAUGGGAUCACCAUUACAACGUAUGGCUAUAAGAUGUUUUGGUAUGGAAUUUACAUCCAAUGAUCAUAAUUUCUUACAUGAAUGUAAAGUUUUCUCACAUAUAUCAACAAUACUAACACGUUCAUCAAUAGAAAUGGAUAAUAAUAAUUUUAUUCAUUGCCAUACUGAUUUAUCAAAAAUGAAUGUUUCCACUUGGCCAAAAGAUGAAAAUGAAUUGGCCGUAAUGAUAACGAAAGAUUUAACCCAUUUGUUUGAUUUACGUACAUCAAGCCGACAUACAAUGAUAUCUAGUCUUAAUGAUAAUUCUACUGAAACAUUCUGGGAAAGUGGCAAUGAAGAUCGUAAUAAAAUUAAAUUCAUUCAUAUUCAGAGAAAUGCUGAUUAUGCAAAACAAAUUCAAAAUGAUAAUAAUGCAAAUCUACGAUUCAUUUGUAUUUAUGUGGAUAAUACACGUGAUUUAGAAUAUCGUAUUAGUCAUAUUUCGUGGAAAAUAUGUGGUGAUAAUAAAAUUGCUGAUUCUGCAAUAAUGUUACGAAAUAAUUGUCCUGAAUCGAACAAUUUCCUUAAUGCCACAAUUAAUGAAUAUGAAAAACUUAAAACAAUUGAAGUAGAUUCAAAAUUUUGUGGUUGGCUUCAAUGUGAAUUAAGUGCGGAACAAAGUUAUGAUCUAUUCAAUGCUAAUGAUGAUCGUUAUAUUCUAAUCGAAAUGAAUGGACCAUUUCCUUGUUUACGUGUACGGCAAAUAAAAAUGUUGGCCACCAUUGACACUAAUGAUUCACUCAACCAGCUACCAGAAUCCAAUCGUUUUAUGAUUUUGAAUUCUAGACAGGUUCAAACCACAUAUUGUGAAUUGGAAACAUUGCGUGUAUUUCGUUUACUCACUUCACAGGUUUUUGGAAAAUUACUAUCAAAUGACCAAUCAUUCAAUAAUAAUGAGAAUAAUAACAACAACAAUGACAAAACAAAACGUACAUCAUUAUAUUCGAAUAAUGAAAAUAAUUUACGUGAACAUAUGGUUGGAAUAUUAUUUUCACAAUCAGGAAAACUAUCUGAAUUACAACGACAAGUUUGUACCCAUAUUGUAAAGGAAAUACAUUAUGAAUCACGUCGUGUAUUCGAUGAAUGGGAAACUAUGUUGUUAUUAUUAUCAUCAAACAAUAAUAAUAAUAAUAAUAAUAAUAAUGAAAAUCAAGCAAAAAAUUAUGAUGAAACUAAUGAAAUUAUAAUUCCAAAUGAUUGUUAUUGUUUUGAAUUAUUAUCAUUGGUAUUGGCAUUAAGUGGAUCAAAUGUUGGUCGUGAAUAUUUAUCUGAACAAUUGGAAUUAUUGAAUGAUAUACUUACAUUAUUGCAUACGAGUUCAGAUCGUGUAAAACGUCAAGUUUUAUCAUUAAUACGACGUGUUAUUCCACGCAUCAAGCCAGAAAUAUUUGCAAAAUUAUUAGACGGUGAUGGUGUACCUACGAAUAAUGAUAAUAAUUAUUGUUCAUUCACUGGAAUUCUGGAUAUAUUUUUAACUUGUAUCGCAAAAUCUUUAACCAUACAGAUAAAGAUUAAAGGCAAUAGAUCAUCAUCAUCAUCAUCAUCAUCACGUUAUGAGCAAUCAAUUUAUCGAAUGAAUACCAUUUAUAUUGAUUGUAAUUAUGAUGGUAGACAGCAGCAACAACAGAAACGAUGGUUAAAAGGAAAUCAAAGUAAACAAAUCGGACAAUCAAUUAUUGGACUAAUCAAAGAUAUGUGUACAGGAUUAUUUGGCCAAGAAUGGUGUGAAAUUGCACGAUAUUGUUUGGUGGAAAAUAUUUUAAAAUUAACCGAAUUGGAUGAAAAUAUUCGAAAUUCAGAUAAAUGUAUUGAAUCAUCUCUACUAUGGAUGGCAUUAGCAUCAUUGUGUGUUAUUGAUGAAAAAGAUGUUGAAAAAUUAUCAACAAAUAAUCUAUAUAAUAAACAUAAUCAUCAUAAUGACGAUAAAACAAAUGGAAAUUCUUCUUCACAACAUUACUGUGAUAAUCAUGAUGAUGGUGAAACAAUUGCUUCCAUUCAAUGUAACAUCUGUGGUCAUCUUUGCAUCGAUUGUGAUCGAUUUUUACAUUUGAAUACGGCGAAAACACGAACCCAUAAACGUCAUAUGUUUAAAGAUGAUUGCGAUUCAUUAAAAGUAGAUAUUCAUGAAGGAUGUGGACGUGUUAAAUUUUUUCGUUCUUUAAUCGUAGCUGAUUUAAAAUUAUUGAAAAUUAUGAUUGAAUUUCGACAAAAUAAUUAUCGAUCCGAACAUGGUGAUAAUCAAACAUUGGAUAAUAAUAGUAUGCUUAUGCAAAAUAAUAAUAAUCAACAAAGAAUUUGUCGAUUCUGUAGUAUUGAAUAUCAACCGAUUGAUGAUGAAAUUAUUUGCAAGAAUGAAGAUUGUCAACGUCAUGUUUUACAAGCAUGUACGCGUACAUUGAAUUGUGGUCAUUUUUGUUGUGGUAUACGUGAUGAAUCACCUUGUUUGCCUUGUCUAAAUGGAUGUACAAGCGAUCUAAAACAAGAUGGUGAUGAUAUGUGUAUGAUUUGUUUUUCUGAAUCACUAUUUUCUGCACCUUGCAUACAACUUGUUUGUUAUCAUAUAUUUCAUUAUGAUUGUGUCAAAACUGUAUUGGAAAAACGAUGGUCUGGUGGCCGUAUAACAUUUACAUUUUCACUUUGUCCAAUAUGUAAAAUUCCGAUUGAUCAUCAAUCAUUAUCUGAAUUAUUGGAACCGAUACAUAAACUUUAUGAAGAUGUCCGUAGAAAAUCAUUGAUGAGAUUGGAAUUUGAAGGUCUUAAACAGUGUGAAGCAAUCACAGCACCCAAUGCUCGUUUCUAUCAAGAUCCAACUGGUUUUGCUAUGGAAAGAUAUUCUUAUUAUCUUUGUUUCAAAUGCCAAAAAGCCUAUUAUGGUGGUGAAGCACGAUGUGAUAUCGAAUAUGAUGGAAAUAAUUAUAAUCCACAAGAAUUGAUUUGUGGCAGCUGUUCAGAUGUAACACAGGCACAAAUUUGCCCUAAACAUGGUACAGAUUUCUUGGAAUAUAAAUGUCGUUUCUGUUGUUCAGUGGCCGUUUAUUUUUGUUUUGGUUCCACACAUUUUUGCAAUGCUUGUCAUGAUGAUUUUCAACGAUUGAUCUCUCUGAAAGAAUAUCCACAAUGUCCAGUUGGACCACAUUCAAUACCAAUAGAUGAUUGUGAUGAAUGUCCAUUACAUGUACAGCAUCCACCAACUGGGCAAGAAUUUGCACUUGGCUGUGGAAUUUGUCGCAAUACUCAUACAUUCUAGUCAUUCUCUAGUCAACAACCUGGUCGAAUUGAAUAGAUGAAAACUAUUUGCCUUUGAUAUGAUCGAAACAAUUUGUGACUAUGUUGUUCAAUUAAUAACGUGCCAACAAAUGGUGAAAUUUUUGAUAUUUUAACACUCGAUUGUUUUCAAAACAAUAUAAAA
Dermatophagoides farinae (American house dust mite) is the source of this 15538-nucleotide messenger RNA. Lineage: Eukaryota; Metazoa; Arthropoda; Arachnida; Sarcoptiformes; Pyroglyphidae. The record is from RefSeq and is a predicted model, not a curated record.